This is a messenger RNA of Knipowitschia caucasica, 1644 nucleotides long. The record is from the annotation of a GenBank genome assembly. Lineage: Eukaryota; Metazoa; Chordata; Actinopteri; Gobiiformes; Gobiidae.
AUGUACAGCGGCUCCCAUCCCAGGGGCCACAAAGACGGGACCGGAAAAUCUGGGUGUUUCGUCCUGGAGCAAGAGGGCAGUCAGGAGUCGUCUAACCCCGGGGGAUUCAACACGACCUCCUCCCUGAGACCUACUCCUCCCUCAGACCUCCUCCUCCCUCAGACCUCCUCCUCCCUCAGACCUCCUCCCUCAGACCUCCUCCUCCCUCAGACCUCCUCCUCCCUCAGACCUCCUCACUCCCUCAGACCUCCUCCUCCCUCAGACCUCCUCCUCCCUCAGACCUCCUCAUUCCCUCAGACCUCCUCCUCCCUCAGACCUCCUCCUCCCUCAGCCUCCUCACUCCCUCAGUCCUCCUCCUCCCUCAGUCCUCCUCCUCCCUCAGACCUCCUCCUCCCUCUGAGCUCCUCACUCCCUCAGACCUCCUCCUCCCUCAGACCUCCUCCUCCCUCAGACCUCCUCCUCCCUCAGACCUCCUCCUCCCUCAGACCUCCUCCUCCCUCAGACCUCCUCCUCCCUCAGUCCUCCUCCUCCCUCAGACCUCCUCCUCCCUCUGAGCUCCUCACUCCCUCAGACCUCCUCCUCCCUCAGACCUCCUCCUCCCUCAGACCUCCUCCUCCCUCAGACCUCCUCCUCCCUCAGACCUCCUCCUCCCUCAGACCUCCUCCUCCCUCAGACCUCCUCACUCCCUCAGACCUCCUCCUCCCUCAGACCUCCUCCUCCCUCAGACCUCCUCAUUCCCUCAGACCUCCUCCUCCCUCAGACCUCCUCCUCCCUCAGACCUCCUCACUCCCUCAGUCCUCCUCCUCCCUCAGACCUCCUCCUCCCUCUGAGCUCCUCACUCCCUCAGACCUCCUCCUCCCUCAGACCUCCUCCUCCCUCAGACCUCCUCCCUCAGACCUCCUCCUCCCUCAGACCUCCUCCCUCAGACCUCCUCCUCCCUCAGACCUCCUCCUCCCUCAGACCUCCUCCUCCCUCAACCUCCUCCUCCCUCAGACCUCCUCCUCCCUCAGACCUCCUCCUCCCUCUGAGCUCCUCACUCCCUCAGACCUCCUCCUCCCUCAGACCUCCUCCUCCCUCAGUCCUCCUCCUCCCUCAGACCUCCUCCUCCCUCAGACCUCCUCCUCCCUCAGUCCUCCUCCUCCCUCAGACCUCCUCCUCCCUCUGAGCUCCUCACUCCCUCAGACCUCCUCCUCCCUCAGACCUCCUCCUCCCUCAGACCUCCUCCUCCCUCAGACCUCCUCCUCCCUCAGUCCUCCUCCUCCCUCAGACCUCCUCCUCCCUCUGAGCUCCUCACUCCCUCAGACCUCCUCCUCCCUCAGACCUCCUCCUCCCUCAGUCCUCCUCCUCCCUCAGACCUCCUCCUCCCUCAGACCUCCUCCUCCCUCAGACCUCCUCCUCCCUCAGUCCUCCUCCUCCCUCAGACCUCCUCCUCCCUCUGAGCUCCUCACUCCCUCAGACCUCCUCCUCCCUCAGACCUCCUCCUCCCUCAGUCCUCCUCCUCCCUCAGACCUCCUCCUCCCUCAGACCUCCUCCUCCCUCAGUCCUCCUCCUCCCUCAGACCUCCUCCUCCCUCAGACCUCCUCCUCCCUCAGACCUCCUCCUCCCUCCUCCUCCCUCAGGCCCUGCUCUGCCUCAGAGUUCUGA